AUGGAAUUUGGUAAAGAGACCAGCAUGCCUCCUGCCACGGGGGGAGCUGCAGGGCCCCCUCCCUGCUCGAGGGAACCCUGGGUGCAGCUUAACGUCAUGCCCAGGACAAGUUCAAUGGAUAAACACAGAUAUACGGACAUAAAUGCCGCAGAGGCGAACCUGCCAAGGACCUGGGUGGACUGCGACGUCUGCCCCACACCCGGGACACGCUUCUGUCUGCGCCGAAGACCCCCAGUGAACUCCAAGAUGAGGUAUAAAUCAAACCCUACCUCUCUUUAUCCUCAGGUUCGAGCCAUCGCAGCGGGAGACGUGUUGGCCAGCAAAGCAGCUCUGGACCAAGGGGCGUCUCCCGAUGGCAAUAAAAACGACGCAAAGAAACCCAUCCACCUCGCCACUGAACAGGGUUCUCUGGCGAUCGUAGAGCUGCUGUGUACUAGGGGAGCUGACGCUAACGUGCGAGAUCUCUCCAAUGCGGGGAGAACACCGCUACAUAUUGCUAUUAGAAAGAAUUCCCCUGACAUCGUGAAGUUGCUUCUUGAGAAACAGGCAAGACCGAAUGUGACAGACGGGACAGGAGCGACCCCUCUUCACACCGCCAUAGAGAUGAAUGAUAUCACUUCUGCCGGUCUUCUGCUGAAAUAUAAAGCCAAUGUGCAUUUGAAAGACGAAUCACAUAACUUACCACUCCAUAUUGCUGUGAGAAAAAAUAACUGCGAGAUCGUCAAAAUGCUAUUGAAUGCAGGAGCUUCAGUGCAUAUUGUGGAUGCAUCAGGCGACUGGUUGCUUCACGUGGCCGCAAGGAUCGCGUCCACUAGAAUAUUGGAGAAGUUGAAAGAGAAAGGAUGCGAAGUAAACAAACGCAACGCAGAUGGGUCGUCGCCACUGCAUCUGGCUGCUGAGUCGGGCAACCUGGAGGCAGUCAAAUGGUUCACGCACAAUGGAGCAAAAAUCGACGACCUGGAUGGGAAGAAGAAGACACCGGAGGACAGAGCAGUGGGAGCGCAGCAGAACCGUGUGGUGCAGUGGAUAAAUGGCCAUACGGGUCUGAGAGCAGAGCGGGCGAAGGUCAGUCGCAUUUUAGUCAAGGGCGACGUGGAGGCCCUGAGGCAGCUGAUACCACACCAUGACAUAGACGCCCUCUGUGCCAAGGGAAAUAAUAAAGGUCUUCGCGCGGUCCACUACACUGCGAUCGGAGGCCACGUGAAGAUGCUGGAGGUCCUGAAAGAGAGCGAGUUUGACCUCCAGGCCGCCACUCAGCGAGGCUUGACGGCGCUCCACUACGCUGUCAGGUACAAUCACCUGGACGCCGUCAAGUGGCUUGUCACAGAGGCUGGCUUGAGGGCUUCCCUUCGUGACAUGAACGGCAACAGCGCCCUGGACAUGGCGGGACAAGCGAAGAAAGAGCAUAUACAGGAGUAUCUACGAAGGCUGACCGAAGACGACUGGCGACGCGCCCCCCGGCUUGCUACCCUCCCAAGGCGACCCGUGGAAGCAGAGCGAGAGAAAGAACCAGCUAAGGAGGUGGAUCCCAAGCUGACCGAAGACGACUGGCGACGCGCCCCCCGGCUUGCUACCCUCCCAAGGCGACCCGUGGAAGCAGAGCGAGAGAAAGAACCAGCUAAGGAGGUGGAUCCCAAGCUGACCGAAGACGACUGGCGACGCGCCCCCCGGCUUGCUACCCUCCCAAGGCGACCCGUGGAAGCAGAGCGAGAGAAAGAACCAGCUAAGGAGGUGGAUCCCAAGCUGACCGAAGACGACUGGCGACGCGCCCCCCGGCUUGCUACCCUCCCAAGGCGACCCGUGGAAGCAGAGCGAGAGAAAGAACCAGCUAAGGAGGUGGAUCCCAAGGUUGGAUCGCCAUCCUUUUUGUGAAUUAUGUGGUGACAAAAGCAUCAUGCAUUCUUAGUGAUCAACCUUUUGAUUAUUGUUACUAGUUUUAUUGUAAUUUAUGGUAUCUUUGUUGCUGUUGGCAUUAUUUUCAUUAAUGUCAUUCUUGUUGUUCAUCUUGUUAUUAUGAGCGUUACUAUUGGUAUUCUCGUCAACAUUUUCCCGUUAUUCUUAGCAUUAUUAUCUUUGCUAUUGGUAUCAUAAGUUUAUCCAUUUGUUAAUGUUACCGUUAUUAUUUAUAUGAUCAGUAAUACACAUUUUAUUUUAUGUGAUAUGGGUAGGAAGGCUAUUGAUGCGCAUUUCAGUGUCACAUCAGGUAAGGGACUAAACAACUGAUUUCAGAACUUACUGCCCUACCCAGGGUGCCAUGGCCAAUACCCAGGAAUGCUCCAAGAUUCCAGAAUG
Molecule: messenger RNA, 2292 nt
Organism: Penaeus chinensis
Lineage: Eukaryota; Metazoa; Arthropoda; Malacostraca; Decapoda; Penaeidae
Product: putative ankyrin repeat protein RF_0381
Exons: 14
Coding region: 1-1872 (623 amino acids)
Molecular function (GO): protein binding
Source: RefSeq, a predicted model, not a curated record